Molecule: messenger RNA, 2118 nt
Organism: Recurvomyces mirabilis
Lineage: Eukaryota; Fungi; Ascomycota; Dothideomycetes; Mycosphaerellales; Teratosphaeriaceae
Exons: 1
Coding region: 1-2118 (705 amino acids)
Source: RefSeq, a predicted model, not a curated record
AUGGGCCUUGCAGCAACGGUAGCAGCUGGGGGUGGGCCUCAAGCAAUAGAUAUGGGAGCUUUGUUCGGACUGGGAGCAAGACCACCCAUUCAGCCCGAGAAGAGCUGGUCGUGGGAGCCUCCUAGAGUGCAAUCGCGGAGAGAGCAAGUACAGCCAGCGAGAGUCGCUUCUAGCUUUGGUAUGAGUCUCGAGCAGUCGAUGGUAGGUGUGGGCUUUCCGCUACCACCACCACCACCAUCCUCGGCACUCUCAUGGCUACCGAAAAUGAGCACGGCCAAGCUCCCACCGGCACAGAUACCGGACGAAUCACAGAAAGCCAUCAGAGCAAGCAAAGUCGAAUUCGACAGUCUGCUACACUCUCUUGGAAAUAAUGACCGAAUCGACAGAGAAGCAAUCCAGCGACCCAUCACUUUCCUGCAAAGCAGUGAAGACGAGCCGCUAGCACAGAAUCUGGUCACGCUCUGCGACUGGAUGGCCACGAAGGAGGUUUCAGACGAGGUCAUCAUGCUACUGAUCUCGUGCGUCCAAGAUAAAGUCCGGCUGCGGACAAUCGCGUCAAAGCAGCUCGCGCCUGUAUUCGACUACCUGGUCCGGCAUGCGCAGAACCUCUCAUUCGAGUCAAACUUGGUCGGUCUACUCGACACAAUGGUGUCUGUUUCUGGCGAGACGUCGAUCCGACAACUCGCAAGGAGUUUAGAACAACUGCACGGCGCCAAACAAGCUGACGACGACUCGAUCCGUUUCUGGUUCAACAUUCUCGACUCCUGUGAAAUGAUGCAGGGCCGUCGCGCACCUCGCGUAGCAUGGGAGCAAUUCUACCGACUCUUUGCUCCAAAGUUUCAGCCCGCACAGCUAUCGGAGCACCUCUGCAAACUUCAAGACGAGGACUUGGCGGAAGUGAUACUCCGGUAUUGGGUGCCCAAGUACAUCCACGCACCAGUCGCGGAGAUACAAGAACCCCUUACCUACAGGACGUCAAUUCGUGUAAACCUGCACACACUGGACCGAGCGAAAGCUGGCGUGGUAACAGCAGCGAUGCGGGAAGACUUUACCGAACGUCGGAGCAAGAUCCGACUCGCGAGGAGAUAUCUUGAAAGACACACGCCUCUGACGACUUUGUUCGAAAUAUUAUCUGAGCGAGACAUUUCCUACAGCACACUAAUGCUCGACCUGACGAACAUGUUCGUCGAGCAGAACUGCUCCAACAAGCUCUACUCGCUAUUCCGUGGGGUGGAGAGAUCUCUACAACUAGGCAUACCGGUCAGCACGGCGGAUCGCAUCAUUGAGUAUCUUCAGACUUGCGGCAAGGACAUCGAUCUUGCUCGCGCGUUCCGGGUGUUCGAAGCUACGCCUUCCGUUUCUUUACUGGCCUGCGGCGACCUGCCUUUGACUCUUAUCCAUCGUGGUCUAGGCACUCCCGAUCGCAUUUUCCUGAUGCUGAAUCGCCAGCACGGACCCGAUAUCACGCAGGAGGAAUUCAGGACAGUGCGGAAAUUGUGUCUAUCACAGAGGCAUCUUAAGGUAGUCCAUUUCUCCGCCUAUCACUGGGCUGAAUCACGGCAUAAAUCCGCCCGCGUCGCUCUGCGAAGAGUCUGGGAAUGCUACCGCUUCUUGCAGGAUCGUGGGGCCGACAUCUCCGUUCUUGUAUCUCGUGCCCUGGUCAAAGCGGGAAUAUUGAGACCACUACAGGAGGGCAAGUCUGUUCCUAAGACACAAAUGCAAUUUAUCCUCUCCAUUGUCAAGGAGGUGGAAGGCCAGGACGUGGCUAAGAAACUGGAUGAUGCGAUUUGGGACUGGGGCAAGAAGUUGAGGGUCCCGGGCAAUGCUCUUAUGGCUGCGAGGCGUAGCUGGGCGGAACGGCGGAAGACGGAAGGCGUAGAAAGGGGCUUGAAGUGGCGGGUUCGAUUGUGGAGUCGGAAGCCUAGUAGGUGGCAUGACCAUCGAGGCGUACUUCCUGGGAGGGGAGAGAGACCGCGUGUGAAGCGGCAGGACGACGAGGAGAUGGUUAAGUUUCAGCCGCUCGCUGUUGAUCAGGAGCCUGACGAGAUGAGUCUGCAGUCGAACGACGGGAAACAGACAGAUACCCACGAUGGCCUUAGUCGCGAAACGCUUGAUUAG